CCUCCACUCCCCCCGUUCCCCAAUGUCCCUCCAUCCCCACACUGUCCCCUCCACUCCCACACUGUCUCUCCAUCCCCACACUGUCCCUCCAUCCCCAUGCUAUUCCCCCAUCCCUAUGCUGUCCCAUCAAACUCCCACGCCACCCCUGGAUACCAAAAUGCCCCACCACAUGAACACUGUUUCCCCCAUACUCUCCAUGUCCCCCCAUUCUCCCCAUGUCCCUCUGUCCCACUCUGUCACUGCACUGUCCCCCCAUCCCCAUGUUGUCCUGCCCAUCCCCACACUGUCCUGCCCAUCCCCACGCUGUCCCCCCCACCCCCACACUGUCCCACCAGAAUCCCACACCCUCCCUGGACACCAGAACGCCCCACCACACAGUCCCCGUCCCCCCAUGCCCCCCAUUCCCCCAUGUCUCUCCAUCCUCACAGUCCCUCCAUCUCCACACUGUCCCCCCAUCUCCACACUGUCCCUUCCAUCCCCACACUGUCCCACCAGAAUCCCACACCCUCCCUGGAUACCAGAACGCCCCACCACACAGUCCCUGUUCCCCCAUAUCCCCCCGUUCCCCAAUGUCCCCCCCAUCCCCAUGCUGUCCCCCCCAUCCCCACACUGUUCCCUCAUUCCCCCAUGUCCCUCCAUCCCCACGCUGUCCCCUCCAUCCCCACGCUGUCCCCUCCAUCCCCACACUGUCCCCUCUAUCCCCACGCUGUCCCCUCCAUCCCCACACUGUCCCCUCCAUCCCCACACUGUCCCCUCCAUCUCCACGCUGUCCCCUCCAUCCCCACACUGUCCCCCCAUCUCCACCCUGUCCCACCAAGCUCCCACCCCCCCGGACACCAGACGGCCCCACCACCCGACCCCCGUGCCCCGUUCCCCCAUCCCCGCUCCGUCUCCCCCCUCCCGCAGCCCUCCCGGCCCCGCCCCGCGGGGGCUGAUGUAACCGCGGUCCCCCCCGCCCCGCGGCCGGUCCCGCCCGGCGCACACUCCGCGGGCUGUGUGCGAGCGGAGCGCACCCAGCCAUGUGCCCGUGCGCGCUGCGCGGCCCCCCCGCGCCCUGCAGCCCCUGCGGGCCCGGCCGCGCCGCCCGGCCCGAGGCCGCCGCCCGCCGGGUCGCCGCCCGCCUGCGCCGCCUGGGCGAUGAGCUGGAGCAGCGGCGCAAGGCGCGGGGCCGCGGGCCCUCGGCCGCCCGCCGCCUGGCCGCCGUGGCGGGGCUGCUCUGCGCGCUCACGCCCGCGGCCGCGCUGGCCUGGCUGAUCCGCAGGAGGAGCCUCUAGGGAGAGCGGCGCCGCACGGAGCGGGGAGCAGGCGGGACGCGCAACAGGCUGGAGCAAACCCUGUGCCCUUGGAGAAAAUUGUUUCCCCUUUUCCUCCAGGGAAAAUCCAGAGCCCGAGCAGCAGCUGUGAAAAGGGGUGGAGAGAUAAAGAAAAGAAGUUGGGGAGAUGCUGGAAGUGCUUUGGGCGACGUGAAAAGAAGGAUUUUGCACGGAAAGGAGCUGUUCAAGGGCCCAGCAGCAAAACCAGAGACACACACACAAAAAAAAAUGCUUAUAUAUAGAAGAAUGUAAACCCUCCUGUAAGCAGAGUUGCCCGUGCAUGCCUCGUGGUGAGAACGUAAGCGACAUUCCCUGUAGUGCCGGCGGUGUAUCCCGGGCCGGGGGGGAUCUCCUCCCGGGCUGGGGGUCUCCCCGCUGGAACACCGCCCCUGCUCCUGGGGCAGGAGGAGCGCUGCCCUGUCCGUGCCGAGUAACGACCCCUUGGAAUGCCGGGCUGGCGGCGGGGAGUGUGUAAAUAUUGACGCUCCGGCACCAGGGGGGAUCGGCUUUUUUUUUCUUUUUUUCCUCUGACUUUAGUUUCUCUGGUGCUACGUUUUAAAUAUUUGGCCGGGGCUAAACUGCCUCUCUCUCUCUGUGGUGCUACGGUUUCCCCCCCCUCAAGAGGAUGUUCAGAAGCGUGGGACGAGGAAAGAUCUAUUUUGGUUAUUGAUAUUUAUACACAAGAUAGCAAAAAAAAAAAAAAAGAAAUAAUAAGACUUGUUGAGAAGGUGC
Molecule: messenger RNA, 2045 nt
Organism: Pseudopipra pipra
Lineage: Eukaryota; Metazoa; Chordata; Aves; Passeriformes; Pipridae
Gene: HRK
Product: harakiri, BCL2 interacting protein
Exons: 2
Coding region: 1020-1274 (84 amino acids)
Biological process (GO): regulation of apoptotic process
Source: RefSeq, a predicted model, not a curated record